AUGGGAAAGACUCUGUGGAGGUCACAUGGAGAGGGUGCCAUUGAAGAGCACAUGAAGCCAAAGCCCAAGGGGGUCUUGGAUGCAAGCGCGAUUUGCCAGUUUCGAGGUGGCUGUGCACUGACUAAGCAGCCGCAACCAUUUAGGGAUGCUGGCUGGGGACGAGCCUACCAAAACCCGACUCCCACAGCUGUCACCUUCAACCCCGCGCCGCCAACCCAUGACCUGGGUCUGACAGGACCCUCAUCCGGCAGCGACUGGACUGCAUACGAACUAAUCGCAUACAAUAUUCAAGUCAUUCGACAGACGAAACAAGAAUUCUUCGGCGUCCAUGAUCUUCCUGCGCCCUCGAACCCUACCCUUGUCGCUUUCAUGACGACUCAGCUUCGAAGAGAUGCGCGAGAUGAGGCGACGAGGAAGUUGUUGCAUUUCCUGGAUCUGGAAGUGAAUGCCGAGCCGGGAUAUGAAGCGGCAUCUCAGAACUUGGUGGCGAGACUGUUGGAAACGCUUGGAUAUGACUCCGUUGGCAGGAUUAUUUUCUUCCGACGUACCAUACCCCUUCUUAUCUGUGGAGUGGAUUCCGUCGCAGAGCCCGAUUUCUGUCUUUUGAAGGGUGACGCGAUUCUGCUCAUGGUGCAACGCAGCGGCCAUUGCUGCCUACAACGCGAUCACCUCCCCCCUCUCCCCGCUAUCGCUUUUCCCGCCAUCGCGCUUACCAACACCAACUUCAUGUUCUACAAGUCACUGUCACAGCUGAACUCUGCCGCGCUGUUGCGUCGGGAAUUUAUCCUGCUACUAAAACGGAGGUCUUUAGAUAUGUCCCCGUGCUCCCCAGCUACCUACAUCCUCCGACGUACCCUCUCAAGAACAGACCAGUACUUUUGGCGUGCCUGGAAGCUUUCAAACAGAAUUCUCUCAUUCGGCCUUGGUCUUGCCUUGAUUCCAACUGCUCUUACUAAAUUUGUUCGCCUCCAUCUGUACUACUACUCGAUGGCCAUCACCUUCAACUUGGAUAAUUUCUGUUGCAAACGGCCACUUCGAAUUCAAGAGAAGAUCAAGAAGCCCCCAUCCCGCUCGCCUUCCUUAUCGUCUCGUCUCGUCUUGUCCCAGUUAUCAGUCAUGUCCCGCUAUCCUUACCGUCACUCAACCUACUUCACGCGAUCUGACGCGCUUGAGACGUCCAGCGAGCUACCUCCCAUGAACAGCAGAGAAGACAUCCUACAGGAUCUAUUCAUGAACGAUCCCAGUAAUUUCCAUCACAAAGAGGUGACGCCCGUCCAAAAACUGGAGAGCGUGGGUCGAAGGUUGAAGGACAUGAAGAAGGGAUUUCGGACAAGUAUGAUCGCUUUCGGGCAUAGCUUCCGGAGACGAAGGACGGACAGCACCACUCGACUUCUAAUGAGUAGGGAGGAUACAGAACAUACCUUCUCUCGAGAUCUCGAACUUGGAUCUGCCUGUCCUGAUCCACACUCUGUCCCCUACUAG
Molecule: messenger RNA, 1482 nt
Organism: Laccaria bicolor S238N-H82
Lineage: Eukaryota; Fungi; Basidiomycota; Agaricomycetes; Agaricales; Hydnangiaceae
Exons: 11
Coding region: 1-1482 (493 amino acids)
Source: RefSeq, a predicted model, not a curated record